UUCACAGAUUUAGAUUAAAGACAAUGGCAAAAGUUACUAAUAAAAAUGCAUAAUACGUUAUGAAGACUUUGAGUGUAACAAGCAAAGAUAUCUCAAAUUGAAGGAAUUCAAACCAGAGAACUGGGACAACCCAGAGAGGAGAGGAAGAACUCUGUGUGGGACCAAGUCAAAGAUGAGAAUCAACCUCAGAAAAGGGCAAGGACAAUUAUAUAGAGAUUUGCCACCCUCUCUGAAAUCACAGCGCAAGCUUACACCAAGAAAGAGAUCAUGGGUAUGCAUAGAAAAUGAGAAUGUCGAUGACAAGGAGGCUGUGUCUGGGAUAGCAGCCAAGAGAUGCCAUAAUAGUGAGAGCUUCGAAGAUCAGGUCAUAAAGGGAGGCAGGAGCCGGUCAGAAACUCUUCGGCCCACAGAAGAGGAAACAAGAUUUCAGGCAGACACUCAUUCAGGAGACGAAACCACUGGCCCCUUCACUUGCUGCUCCAGGCUCCACCGUAAAGCCAGUUUCCGUGCCCGCUACACAGUAGGAGGUUUGAUAGGAAAAGGGGGGUGUGGAGCUGUUUUUGAUGGAAUUCGCAAAUGUGAUAGAAGACGGGUGGCCAUCAAGUAUGUGCCAAAAACUGAUAAGUACCAGUACCUCCAGCUACCUGAAGAUACAGGUCCAAUCCCGAUGGAGGUGGCACUUAUGCAGAUUUUGAGUCAUCCCCCAAACUGCUGCUAUAUCCUUCAGCUGCUGGAAUGGAUUGAAAAGCCAGACCACUAUAUCCUGGUGCUGGAGCAGCCAUUUCCCUGUCAGGACAUGCUGGAUUUCAUAGCAAGGAGGGGAGGACACUUUGAGGAAAGUACAGCCCAGGUCAUCAUGAACCAGGUGGUGCUCGCUGUGAAAUACUGUAGGGACCGAGGAGUCUUACACAGAGACAUUAAGUUGGAGAACAUCCUGGUUCAGACAGACACUAUGAAGAUCAAACUUAUUGAUUUUGGAUGUGGCGACCUCUUGCAAGAUACUGUCUACAGUACAUUUGCAGGGACCAAAUUUUACUGCCCCCCUGAGUGGAUGCUGGAUGGGGAAUACCUAGGGGGCCCUGCUACCAUCUGGUCCCUAGGGGUGCUAUUGUUUGAACUGGUCUGUGGAGGGGUGCCUUUCAAAAACAAAAAGGAAAUUAUUGCUGGUCAGCUUCGCUUCAAGGAUAGUGUAUCUGAGAAAUGCCGGAACCUGAUUUGUUGGUGCCUGCAGCAUAAUCCCAGCAAGAGACCAGUCCUGGAGCAGAUACUUCAACAUGACUGGAUGAAGGGAUUGUGAUGACUGCAUGAAGACGUGCAUGAGGUGCACACAGACACAUAGCUGAGUCAUAAAUUAUUACAUAAUACAUUAGCUUUUCAUGCAAAGAAUGCUUGAGAAUUUUUUAAGAUGCAAACAUUUUCCACUUUAUUUUUAAAUGCAUUCUCUUCACUGAUUUAUUUUCAGAGUGAAAGCAAGCUGUGUACACAUGCCCAGCUGUUGACAGUAAAACACCCUCAGACAGUUUAUAACUGCCUUCAUUCAAGUCUUUUCACUGUUUACAUUUCAUGUGUGGUGUUCCACAGUGCUGGUGGUCAAUAACAAGAUGACAGAUGUUUAUGGGAUGAAUAAGUCAAUAAUAGUCAUUGAGCUGAAGUGUUUGGACACAGUGUAUAUUUAUUUUCAGCGAUUUUAAAGUACUUCAAAUUUUAAUUCAGCUUCAACUCAGAGAAAGCAAUACACUGAAGCCCCAUAAAAGAAACAUUUUAUGGGCCCUAACCCUUAAAUAAAUUGAGGAAUAUCAAUAUUUUUCUACUGGUUGUGUAUAUCGUAAGUGGCAAGAAUUUGACGAAAGUUGUUAUUUUUAUGGGAUGAAUUGGUUUAUAAUCUGCAUUGACUAAGAGGUUGUGAUCUUGUUUUUUUGUGUCCAUGGUCUGCUCUGCUUGGACUUUUGCUCUGUGCUUCUGGGAUAGGCACCAGACCAUCGUAACUCUUACAUGGACAAGUGGUUAAGGAAAGCGAGUAACUGUGAGGGAGGAAAAUGUGCCUUUCCCUUAGCCCUAGCUAAAAACAUUGAUAGUUAACAAGUAUCACGUUAAAGGGAAAACAGGUGUAAUAAAGAGGAAGAAGGUAAAAUAUACAGAUAUAAACUUUGUUGCCUUCUGGGAAUGUUUUGCCAGCAAAAGCAAAAACUUA
Scleropages formosus (Asian bonytongue) is the source of this 2191-nucleotide messenger RNA. Its product is annotated as serine/threonine-protein kinase pim-2-like. Gene Ontology annotation, biological process: protein autophosphorylation; negative regulation of apoptotic process; regulation of mitotic cell cycle. Gene Ontology annotation, cellular component: cytoplasm. The record is from RefSeq and is a predicted model, not a curated record. The coding region runs from base 173 to 1297 and encodes 374 amino acids. Gene Ontology annotation, molecular function: protein serine/threonine kinase activity; ATP binding. Lineage: Eukaryota; Metazoa; Chordata; Actinopteri; Osteoglossiformes; Osteoglossidae. The transcript has 8 exons.